Mytilus trossulus (common blue mussel) is the source of this 1209-nucleotide messenger RNA. Its product is annotated as BTB/POZ domain-containing protein 6-like. Gene Ontology annotation, biological process: neurogenesis. Bases 1 to 1209 code for a protein of 402 amino acids. The transcript is spliced from 2 exons. NCBI's taxonomy places the organism in Eukaryota, Metazoa, Mollusca, Bivalvia, Mytilida, Mytilidae. The record is from RefSeq and is a predicted model, not a curated record. Gene Ontology annotation, molecular function: protein binding. Gene Ontology annotation, cellular component: cytosol.
AUGUGUGAUGUGAUUUUUAAAGUUGGAGCAGAACAAAGUAUUGUUAAAGUGCAUAAGUACAUGUUGGCUAGUAGAAGUCCAGUAUUCUAUAAUAUGUUUGAAGGUGCAUGUCCGGAAAAGGGAGAAGUCGUCAUACCAGAUGUAAAUUUGGGAACAUUUAAAGUCUUGCUAAAGUAUAUUUAUUCAGAUGUACUGGAUCUUUCACUUGACAACAUUCAAGAAGUACUUUACGUGGCAGAAAAGUACAUGAUAUCUGCAAUGAAGAAUACAUGUAUAGCUCUGCUUUCGUCAUCUGUUGAAACAUCUAAUGCUCCUCUAGUAUUUGACGUUGCGUCCAAUUUUCAUCUUGAUGAUCUCAAAACCAAGAGCCUAUAUCAUAUUCAGUACAAGGCAGCUGAGUGUCUUAAAGCGCAAAAUGCUAUUAAAAUGUCAAGAGAAUGCAUAGGAGAAAUACUCAAAUUAGAUUCUGUAAAUUGUUCCGAAACAGAUAUUUGCCAAUUUCUUAUAAAGUGGGCAGGCAAUCAGUGUGAGGCAGAGCAGAAUACACCGUCUGGUGAGAACAUGAGGAAAAUAACAGGUUCACUGCUUUAUCUUGUCCGAUUUCCUCUUAUUGAUAAAACAUAUUUUGCAAACGAGAUUGUUCAUUCUGGGUUUCUGACUUUAGAAGAGAUAGUUAGUGUAUUUUCUUCCCAUUAUGGUCAGAAAAAUGAAUUUUUCGCAGAGUCAGUCCGCAAUGUUUGUUACCAGAAAAGUUACAGGGUUUUGCGUCAUAGUAGUGUAUCAAGUCCAUGGAUGUUAUAUUACAAUAAUCAAAAGCAUGACGCUUUGAAAGUAACAGUGAAUAAAAACAUCGAGCUUAAGUCUGUUAUAUUAUAUGGUCCAGUGGGAAACGUAUCUACCAAUGACAGAGAAAUUGUUAUAAAAAUUUUAAAUGAUAGUGAAAAUAAAUUAUGUAGUCAAAAAUAUGAGAGUUGCAUUCAGAAGUGUGAUCUACAGACUGUUCUUUUGUCAGAGCCUAUUCCAUUUAAUUCGAAUGAAUGUUUCACUAUUAUGGUAAAUAGUGUAAAGUUUUCAGCAUAUUAUGGGACCAAUUGCAAGCCAGAGUGCAAAAUAGAUGAUAUAGUUGUAACAUAUCAACAAACGCCAAAAUGUAACACUUCUACAAGUGUAGUACAAGGUCAAAUUGCAGGAAUAGAAUUUAAUGCAUAA